GCACCCCAACACUGGCCGCGACAGUUGCAGACAGUUGUUGGCUUCAUGGCUUGUUGCUGUUGAAUGCUGCAAAUAUUAAAACGACUAAAUUGGACUAGAUAACUAGAUAGAGAGUAGAUACAUAAGCAUACAUAAGUAAUAAGUAUACACCAUCUAUUGAAACCAUCAAGAAUCAUUGGAGAUUUGGAGAAUGGAGAGAGAUGUGCAGGCUGGUGCAGGCUUUAUAUACUCAAGCAUUUUUCUUGAUUGUAAUUAAUUUUUUUCAUCAAAAAUAUAUAUCGAUAAAAAAUAUUUAGUUAAAAAAAAAACAAAGGGUUGAAUCGCCUAAGGGGUGAAAUUUGAAGACAUUAUAUAUUUAGGUUAUUAUAAAAUAGUUUUGGUUAAUAAAGGUCCAAUAUUGUUGUAAUUGAAAUAGGGUCAGAAAAAAAAGCACAAAAAAAAGACAUUAAAAAUUAACUACAUAGGAUAGAUACACAUACAACAUGACUAUAAUUGUGUUUUUAAUUGACACGUCGGCUUCUAUGAAUCAGAGGGCUUAUUCUGGAGGACGACCGACCCUCCUUGAUGUAGCCAAAAGUGCUGUUGAAACUUUUGUCAAGAUGAGACAGAGAUCACCCGAGAGCCGGGGUGACAGAUACAUGCUGCUGACUUAUGAGGAUCCUCCAAACAACAUAAAAGCAGGGUGGAAAGAAAAUUUAGCAACAUUUAUGAAUGAAUUAAAAAAUUUACAAGGGGUUGGUCUAACAACAUUGGGAGCAGCAUUAAAACAUGCAUUAGAUGUUUUAAAUAUAAAUCGUAUGCAAACUGGUAUUGAUACAUAUGGACAAGGUAGAUCACCAUUUUACUUGGAACCAUCAGUUAUUGUAUUAAUAACAGAUGGUGGAAAAUAUACAACAUCAAGUGGUGUACAACAAGAAUUUACACUACCAAUGCAUUCACCAAUACUUGGUUCUGAAUUAACAAAAGAACCAUUCAGAUGGGAUCAAAGAUUAUUUUCAUUGGUAUUACGGUUAUCUGGUACACCAGCUAUUGACAGAGAUAUUGGUUUAGUUGCAAGUGAUACAUCACCAAUUGAUGCAAUGUGUGAAAUAACUGGUGGUCGUUCAUACUGUGUAACAUCAAAUCGUAUGAUGUUACAGUGUAUUGAUUCACUUGUACAAAAAGUACAAUCAGGUGUUGUUAUUAAUUUUGAAAAAAUUGGUCCAGAUCCACCACCACUUAGUACUGAUUUACCACAAACACUUCAAGAACAACAAGAACAACAACAACAACAACAACAGCAAUUACAACAGCAACAAUUACAGUUACAAUUACAAAGUAAUAAUGAAAUAUGUGAUAAUGACGAUGAUAAUUCCUCAAAUACAAUAAUAAAUGGUAUAAGAACAUCACAAUAUUUACCUACUCCUACAAAUGUUGGUAAUACAGCAUGGCAUUCAUGUCGUCGUUUAAUUUAUGUACCACGUUCAGCACAAAAAGGUUUUGCUGUUGGUUUUUGGCCAAUACCAGAAAGUUUUUGGCCUGAUUUAAGUGCAAGUUCAUUACCACCACGUUCAGCUCAUCCAAAUGUUAAAUUUACUUGUACAAGUCAAGAGCCAAUGGUAAUUGAAAAUUUACCAUUUGAUAAAUAUGAAUUAGAACCAAGUCCAUUAACACAAUUUAUAUUAGCACGUAAACAACCAACAACAUGCUGGCAAGUAUUUGUUGCAAAUUCAUAUAAAUCAAGUGAAGUUGGUCAUCCAUUUGGUUAUUUAAAAGCAAGUACAAAUUUAACAUGUGUUAAUUUAUUUGUAAUGCCAUAUAAUUAUCCUGUUUUAUUACCAUUACUUGAAGAAUUAUUUAAAGUACAUAGAUUAAAACCAACAAAUGAAUGGCGUACACAAUUUGCAAAUUAUAUGAGAACAAUGCCAACGUAUUAUGCAAUAUCACUUAGAAGGGCAUUAUUAAGAAUGGGUGCUGCAGCACCAUUAGCACAAACAUUAGUACCAGAUACUCUUGAUAAUUCAUUAUCCUACAGUGUUAUGAAUUAUCUUAAAAGACUUAAAAAUCAAGCAAAACUUGAAUUUGAAAGAUUAUGCAACGAAGUUAUAUCAAAACAAGUUGCAACAGCAAAUGCAAAUGUUAAUGGUUCAACAACAACAAUAACCGAGGGUGUACGUGUUAUACCAAAAGUACCAUUAAAAAAAGAUCUUAUAUCACAUCCAUUAUUACAAGAUAAAUUUACGGGUUUACGUGAUCAAUUAAAUGAAUUUGGUGGUUUUGUUGUUGGUCUUGUUAAAAAUCAACAACAACAAAAAGGUGCCCAUAGUUAUAGAAAUGCAUUUGAUGUACCAAGAAAAAGUUUACUUGAUCAAGUUGUUAGAAUGCGAGCAAAUUUUUUACAACCAGGUUUAUUACAUACAAAAUUAUUGGAUGAUGAUUAUGUACAUUCAAUGCCUGUUGCACAAAUGGGUAAUUACCAAGAAUAUUUAAAAAAAAUGACUCCACCAUUGAGAGAAAUUGAAAGUGUACCAGUACGCCAGCAUAUGUUUGGUAAUCCAUUUAAAAUUGAUAAAAGAAUGAUGGUUGAUGAGGCUGAUAUGGAUAUUGUUGGUUCACCAUCAUCAUCAAAUUCAAAUAAUAAUAAUAACAAUAACAAUAACUUAAAUAUAAAUAAUACAAAUGCUGGUUCAACAUCAGUUAUUAACAGUAAUAAUCAAAUGGUUAAUAAUUUAGGACAAAAUUCAAUACCAAUAUCAAGUGUUCUUACAUCAAACAUACCAAAUAAAAAUAGUUUGAAGAGACCAUUGGAUAAUAUUGGUAAUAAUAGUCCAUUAUUAACAAGAUCAAUACCAAAUAAAAGAAAACCUGGACCAAUACCAAAAGAAGUUGUUAUACGUAGACCAUUAUAUAAUAAUAAUGUUAAACCAUUGACACUGUUGAAUUUAUCAACAUCACCAGUACCAUGGAAUCAAGCUGAUACUCCAGCACCAAAAAGUCCAACUUUACCUCCACCAGAAAUUAAUGCAUUUACAAUAUCUUCAUCACCACCAAUGUCAUCAGUAACUAUACCAUCACCAGAACCAAUAACAAUACCAGUGGCAUCAUCAUUAGCACCAUUAUCAUCAUCAACAACAUCUUCACCACUAUUACCAGCACCUAUUUCACCAUUACCAUUAUCAACAUUACCAUCAUCACUAUUGCCAUCAUUAACACCACCACCGUUAUCACUACCAGUUGCAACAACAACAGCAAUAACAACAACAAUAACAAUUACAACAACUACAGCAACGACAUCAAGACCAGUAUCACCAGCUAUUCUUAUUGAUACAGAUAACAUCUCAACAAAUUCAUUCACAAAUUCAUCAAUAACCAUUGAUAAAUUAACAAAUGGUUUAUCAGAUACUGGCAUGUCGAGUACAACAGCAUAUGAACCACUACCUGUUGAAAUCAAUGAUAACCAUAAUGAUUUACCAAUUAUACCACGUGUUGCAGUAAAUAAUAUAUCAUCAUCAUUACCAAAAAAUGAUUGUCAAAUUAAUGAUAAUAUUAAUAAUAUUGUUCAAGAUGUUUGUAUGAAAAAUCAAAACAAUGUUAAUGUGGAGGAAAAAAAUGAUAAUAAGAUGAGUAAUCAUGUAGAACAUAAAAAAGUUGAUCAAGUUUUUAGUAAAAAAGAACUUGAAGAAGUUAGAAAACAUAAUUUAUCAAUAAGAGAACUUGUACACAAAGAAGUACGACGAAAAGGAACAAAUCAUACAACUCUAUUUUCACAUAUUCAUCAAGUAAAAGGAACUCUUGAUAUUCGAAUUGCUUUUGUUCGUGAAAUUGUCAAAGAAAGUCUUCGUUUUAAACGAAGAAAUUUAGCAAAAUUGUUGGAAGAAUAUUUAAGCUCUGUUCAAGAAAACGAAAUUGUCAUGAACAUGAAAGAAUUAUCCUAAUAUUAACUUCAAUAAAUUUAUUUUAUUUUUCAUUUUUAAAUAGUAUAAAAUAAAUCAUCGAUUUCAAAUAGUAAUACAUUCGACAAUGAAAUUAUAAAUAUCAGUUUUUUUUUUUUUUUUUUUUUUUGUUUGUUACUAAUUAAUCAAUUAAACAAAUAUACAAUUUAAAUUUUUAUUUUAGAUAAAAAAAAAAAAAUUAUUACAUUAUUAUUAGUGUUAGUGUUACAUUGAAUUGUUGAGCAGACAUAUUUAUGAAAAUAUUGAUUUUCAAAUUGUAAUUAUUAUUUUUAAUCUAUUAUAAAUAUUAUUAUUAUUAUUAAACUAUACAUUAUUUAAAAAAUAUCUUCAUUCUUUCCUUCUUUUUCAUUUUUUUUCUUUUAUAUAAAAAUAAGUAUUGAUAGCUUUAUACGCUUGUAAUUAAAUGAAAUCUCAUACAUUAAAAAAAUGAGACAACAAUUUUUUUUUUAUUGUUAAUAGUUUAUAAUAAAUACUACAAAUAUAUCCACCAAGUGCGAUUUUUACCGAAUAACAUAUACCUAUAAAAGAAAACAUGUUAAAAGUAAAUAAUAAUUAGUUAUAUUAAAUUUCAGUAUAAUAUUUUUAAAAGAUUGUAUAUAAUUUAUACAAAGAUUGUUUUUUUUUUUAAAUCUAGUGAGAUGUUUUUUAUUUAAAAAAAAAAUAAAAUAAUAAAUCUAAUAAUUUUAUAUUUUGUUUUUGGAAUUACUUAUUGAUUCAUUUGUACAAAAAUAAAAAAACAAAAA
Aphidius gifuensis is the source of this 4675-nucleotide messenger RNA. It is a transcript of the gene IntS6, whose product is annotated as integrator complex subunit 6-A. Bases 483 to 3914 code for a protein of 1143 amino acids. The record is from RefSeq and is a predicted model, not a curated record. Gene Ontology annotation, cellular component: integrator complex. Lineage: Eukaryota; Metazoa; Arthropoda; Insecta; Hymenoptera; Braconidae. The transcript is spliced from 4 exons. Gene Ontology annotation, biological process: snRNA 3'-end processing.